CCACACUGAUGCAAAACCUGCUAGUGUUUACAUGUCUGGAUUCAACUCUGUGUUAAAGCUGUGCUUGAAAGAACACUUUUUUUUUGGCAGAGAUGUACAACAACAGCUACAACCGGCCCAAGGUCGCUCUGGAGAAGAAGGUCAUUCACAAGUCCAAAGGAAAAAGCUGCGGCUAUUAUCUGCGGAUUGUGUUUUUCUUCUCGUCACUCAUUCAGUCGCUCAUCAUUGUCAGCCUGGUGCUCUUCUUGGUUUACGGGCAGCCUGAGAAGUCUGCUGAGGAGAAGAGGGCAGAGGAGCUUCAGGAGGGCUACAACAGGCUGUCCAAGGACAACGCCAACCUAAGGAAGGACAAAGUCAACCUCACCAGCUUGCUUAAGACAAAGACAGCCGAGAAGACCAUGGCUGACAAACAGCUGGCUAAGCUCACAACUGAGUUGGAGGCAGCCAAAUCGAAUAAUACAAAACUUGUGAAUGCCCUGUCUAUCUGUAAUGCAAAUAAACCAAUGAUAAGUCGCCUUGCUCCAGCCCCAUGCCCUGCAGUCACCACGUCCAGUAAUGCUCACCUUAAAAGUCUACAGACUGUCUUGGACCACCAGAGAGUUCUGUACAUGCUUCUCCAGAACAAUUUCACUCAAACAGUGCAAACCCUUAAGCACGACUUAGAGCGUGUGGCCAGUGAGAAAAGCAGGUACGAGAUGGAAGCGACACAGCUGAAGCAAGAAAAAGGAGACCUGACCAGCGAACUUCAGCUUUUCAGGAAAAAGUGCAAGGAAGACUUUGUGUCAUCUCUGCAGGGCAUUCAGACGGUGUCCACCGCCUUCCUGGCCAAAAUCGACAAUCUCUUCCCCGACAGCUACACUUUCCUCCUCACGUGUGACAAGCAGCAGGAACAGAUGCAGAAGAUCCAAGACAACUGCACCAACCUGUCCCGGCAGGUGGAGAGCAAGUUCCAGAGCUACCUGAACAUAGUUGGCGACAAGGUCUCCACCCUCCAGGGCCAGAGCAGCCGGCUAGAAGUGCAGAACAGACGGCUGACUUCGGAUAUGCAGCAGUGCAGCCAGAGCCGCACCCAAGAAACCGCACAGUGCAAGAAGUUGCUAGCAGACGCCCAGGAGACACAAGACAGACUGGUGGAGCCUCUGCUGCAGGCCCAGAAACAACUGAUGCAAGAAAAGCAAAUGUUACAGACCAUGUGUGCUCCAAAGCCAAUGCUGCCCUCAAUGCCAAGACCCUCUGGACUGAACUCACAUGGACCAUAGAAGGUCCGUUGAGCACCAGUCACCUCCAGCCUCUCAGCUAAUCUCAGAGAAGCUCAGAAGAGUGUGGGAUUUUAAUUGUUUGGACUUCAACAUGGCUUGAAGAAAAAUGAACUGAACAUUUUACUGAAUUUUAGCCUGGGAUCAUUUGUGAUACUGUGACAGAAAUAACAUAUCAGUUGUACAUAUAAUAGAAUGAAAUGUUGGUUUAUUGUUAUGUAUAUAUAUAUAUAUAUAUAUUGAACAUUUUGGUAACAAUAUAUGGAAAAAAAACACAGCUGGUCAUUAUUGAAGCAGGUGACUGAUUUCAUUUUACACGAAUAUAAAUAAAAAAAAAAGGGAAGACAUGAACUGAAUAAAUAACUGUACUAAAUUUUAUUUCAGACAAAAGGCUUUUUUCUACCUACUACAAGAGCUUCUUCUAUCUAUUCUUUUUUUUUUUUUACUAGUCUCUGUGAGAAAUAGAAAACGUGUCUAAAUCGGUCCAAAAUACUGGACUGAGAUUUGUAAAAUAAGGUUUUACUGCAGCCGUUCUUACUGAAUAAAUCCAUACUUGUACAUUUGUAAACAAUGCAAACUUAAGUUACGUUUUAAGUUACUUUACAGGUUUUGUAACUGGCUUUGGAAAAGUAGACGUGUUCUACUGAGUGAAUUUUCCUCAUAUUCAUAUAUUUAAAAUUGUGUUUCAUUGUAUUUGUUUUUGUACAUUUAUAAUGAAAGUUGACUAAUGUAUAUAUUUGUUUCAGAAUAAAGAAUGUGAACAGUG
Messenger RNA from Astyanax mexicanus (Mexican tetra), 2022 nucleotides. It is a transcript of the gene plvapb, whose product is annotated as plasmalemma vesicle associated protein b. The record is from RefSeq and is a predicted model, not a curated record. Gene Ontology annotation, cellular component: caveola. Bases 93 to 1259 code for a protein of 388 amino acids. The transcript has 5 exons. Gene Ontology annotation, biological process: positive regulation of cellular extravasation; regulation of vascular permeability. Lineage: Eukaryota; Metazoa; Chordata; Actinopteri; Characiformes; Acestrorhamphidae.